GUGAAGUGUUGUAAAAAUGUAUAGUUAGAUUAAUUUGUAGAUAAAUACUUAGUCUUAUCUGAUGUAAAUCUCACACGUAUGAGAUAAAGAUAGUUAGGUAGUCAGAUCCUAAUUUUUAGGAUCUCAUCAUUUAGUUUGUUAGACUUGUAUCCUAUAUAUAUUGUACCCGGGUGAUGGAAUAAAUCAAGUCAUUCUAUUCUCUCAAACUUACAUGGUAUCAGAGCAGGCUGUUUAAACACCACAAUGGUGGAAACCGAGCACUCUGGUUCUUCCCCUCACUCACAAACCCUUCACCCUAACUCCCAAAUUAGCCAAAUGACAAACUAUCAGGCCUCGAUUAAUUCAUCUAUGCUCAUUACUGGACAUAGAUUGAAUGGAACUAAUUAUCUGGAAUGGUCACAGUCUGUCAAGCUGGCAAUUGAUGGAAGAGGAAAGCUGGGAUACAUAACGGGUGAGAUAGCAGAGAAGAAAAGUGGUGAUGAUGGCUACAGUGUCUGGAGGUCAGAAAACUCUUUGGUAACAGCCUGGCUUCUCAGUUCAAUGGAUGCAUCAAUCGCCAAACCUCACAUGUUCAUGAAAACUGCAAAAGAGGUAUGGGAUUCCAUCAAAGAAACCUAUUCAGAUCUUGAGAACUCUUCUCAGAUUUAUGAAUUAAAAACAAAGCUGUGGCAGUCUAAACAAGGAAGUAGAGAUGUCAUCUCAUACUAUAAUGAGAUGGUAUCCCUAUGGCAAGAGUUAGACCAAUGCUAUGAUGCUGAAGAAUGGGAAAGUGCCAAGGAUCUGGCAAGACACAAAAAGAGGGAGGAAAAUGAUAGGGUCUAUAUGUUCCUAGCAGGAAUUAAUAGAGACCUGGAUGAAGUUAAGGGAAGAAUACUUGGAAAAAAACCUCUACCUUCAAUCAGGGAGGUAUUUUCUGAAAUCAGGGUGGAAGAUAGUAGGAAAAAGGUCAUGAAUAACACUUCAGUCCAUCAUGAUGAUCCAGGAGAGUCCUCAGCACUGAUUGCCAAAGGAAAUGAGAAGAAAAAGCCUUGGUGUGAUCAUUGCAAGAAACUGUGGCAUACUAGGGAGACUUGUUGGAAGAUUCAUGGCAAACCACCUGGAGCAGGACAGAAAAAAGUUGAAAGGGCCCUACAUACUGCCAUACCUGAAACUGAUCAAGAGCAACAAGUCAAUUUCAAGCAGCCAAUUUUCACCAAGGAGCAGAUAGAGCAGCUCCUACAACUUCUUAAUACCCAAAAGAACCCUAAAUCAGAAAACCCUUCUUGUUCUUUUGCUCAGAAUGGAUCUGGCAUCGGGGAAGAUGAUUGGCAGUGCUAGGGAAGAAGAUGGACUCUAUAUAUUUGAUAAAGGGACUGAAUCAAAUAAACAAGGUCAAAGAACUACUUGUCUGCAAACUAUUACGUUUCCCAGUGAUAAGGAGUUGUAUUUAAUUCAUUAUAGACUAGGUCAUCCUAGUUUCCAUUAUUUAAAAAAGUUGUUUCCUCAAUUAUUUCAUAAUAAAAAUGUUUCACAGUUUCAUUGUGAUAUGUGUACACUUGCAAAGCAUCAUAAAAAUUCUUAUCUUCCCCACAGUUACAAACCUACCAGCCCUUUUACUCUUGUGCAUAGUGAUAUUUGGGGAGCAUCUAGAAUCCCUACUUUAAAAGGAAAGAGAUGGUUUGUAACAAUUAUUGAUGAUCAUACAAGAAUGACAUGGGUAUUUUUGAUCAAAGAAAAAUCAGAAGUAGAAAAUGUAUUUAAGCAGUUUUAUGCAAUGGUCCAAACUCAAUUCAAUACCAAUAUAAAAAUGGUAAGAAGUGAUAAUGGCCGUGAAUACUUUUCUACAAACCUAAAUCAUUUUUUUGCUGAAAAAGGAAUAAUUCAUCAAAGUUCUUGCAUUAAUACUCCUGCUCAGAAUGGAAUUGCUGAGAGAAAAAAUAGGCAUUUACUUGAAGUUACACGUGCAAUCAUGUUUUCAAUGAAAGUUCCAAAAUAUUUAUGGGGAGAUGCUGUUUUACAUGCUACCUAUUUAAUAAAUAGGAUGCCAUCAAAAGUUUUAGGGUUCAAAACUCCAAUUAGU
Cuscuta epithymum is the source of this 2059-nucleotide messenger RNA. NCBI's taxonomy places the organism in Eukaryota, Viridiplantae, Streptophyta, Magnoliopsida, Solanales, Convolvulaceae. The record is from the annotation of a GenBank genome assembly.